Messenger RNA from Cucurbita pepo subsp. pepo (vegetable marrow), 1657 nucleotides. Its product is annotated as fasciclin-like arabinogalactan protein 17. The record is from RefSeq and is a predicted model, not a curated record. NCBI's taxonomy places the organism in Eukaryota, Viridiplantae, Streptophyta, Magnoliopsida, Cucurbitales, Cucurbitaceae.
GGCAGUGUGUGUCAGUGUCAAUACCGCGUGGGUCCGGAAGGCGCCAGCCUGUUGUUUCGCCGUCAACAGCCUUCUUCUUCCUCCGCCCUCUUCUCUCUCGUCGUCCUCCAUUGUUACUUCCUCUCUGUCCCCACUCCCAACUCCCUCUCUCUCGCCGACACCGACAGUUUCCCCUCCAAAUAUUUCCCGCUCUCUUCCACUUCCAUUUCCAUUUCCCCUUUCGUCUCUGAGCGCCAUGGAUUCCUCCUCCAAUGGCGUCUCUACUCUCUUCCUCUUUCUUUCCCUCCUCUCCCUUUCACCUCUCUCCUCCGCCGCCUUCCGCCGUGAUCCGCCUCCCAAAUUCUCCUCCUCCUCCUCCGCCGCUCCCCAGAUCAACUCCAACUCCAUCCUCGUCGCCCUUCUCGACUCCCACUACAUUGAAUUUGCAGAGCUUGUUGACAAAGCUCUCUUGCUCCAAACCCUAGAGAACGCCGUUGGGAACCAUAAUCUCACCAUUUUUGCUCCCACGAAUCAAGCUCUUGAGCGCGAGUUCGACCCUGAGUUUAAGAGGUUUUUGCUUGAGCCGAGGAAUUUGAAAUCGCUUCAGACGCUUUUGAUGUCCCACAUUGUUCCCAUUAGGGUUGCCUCGAAUCAUUGGCCCGACGAUCGUUCUUCACCGGUUCGACAUUGGUCUUUGGGGAAUUCGUAUUUGCAUUUGGGGAACUCCGUUUCCGGGAAGCGAUUUGUUGAUUCGGCUGAGAUUAUUCGCCCCGAUCACGUUGUUCGUCCCGAUGGAGUGAUCCACGGAAUCGAACGGUUAUUGAUUCCCCGUUCUGUGCAAGAGGAUUUCAACCGGCGGAGGAAUUUGCAGUCGAUUUCCGCCGUUUUGCCUGAAGGUGCACCGGAAGUCGAUCCACGUACUCAUCGCUUGAAGAAGCCGUCGCCGCCUAUCCCUGCUGGAGCGCCGCCCGUUUUAACAAUCUACGAUGCUUUAGCUCCUGGCCCUUCUCUCGCUCCUGCACCGGCCCCCGGCCCCGGUGGACACCACCACCAUUUCGACGGAGAGCGGCAGGUGAAGGAUUUCAUCCAAACGCUGCUACAUUACGGCGGCUACAACGAGAUGGCUGACAUUUUAGUGAAUUUGACAUCUCUAGCCACAGAGAUGGGGAGAUUAGUCUCCGAAGGGUACGUUCUAACAGUUCUCGCCCCGAACGACGAAGCAAUGGCAAAGCUGACGGUCGAUCAGCUGAGCGAACCAGGGGCGCCGGAGCAGAUCAUGUACUACCAUGUGAUACCGGAGUAUCAAACGGAGGAAAGUAUGUACAAUGCAGUUCGGCGAUUUGGGAAAGUAAAGUACCAAACGCUCCGGCUGCCACACGCGGUGGCAGCGCAGGAGGCGGACGGGUCGGUGAAAUUCGGUCAAGGUGAAGGCUCUGCUUAUCUGUUCGACCCUGAUAUAUACACAGAUGGUCGGAUUUCUGUGCAGGGAAUUGAUGGAGUUCUGUUUCCAUUGGAGGAAAAAGCUGAGAAGAAAUCAAAUUCAGCUAUCAAAGUUGCCACUAAACCAAGAAGAGGGAAGCUGAUGGAACUUACAUGUAGUAUGGUUGGAGCCUUAGGGCAGGACUCUCAUUUCCCAUCAUGCCAAUGACAAAUAAACCUCUCAACUUUACACCCAAAA